AUGUCUUUUCAGGAAGAGGUCCUAAGAACCACAGGGGAAGUUGCUGUGAAAACUAUCUUUCUUUUACAGUCGGGGUUUGGAACUAUGGCCAAUAGCUUUCUCUUUUUCCGUAAUGUUUCUUCAAUCUUGCUUGGCCAAAGGCAGAAGCCUACACAUACAAUUCUUACCCACAUGGCAGUGGCCAAUAUCUUCGUUCUCCUCUCCAGUGGGGUUCCCCAUACAAUGGCAGUUUCUCUCUUCAGAAACCCUCUAUCAAGCCUUGGGUGCAAAUUUGGAUGUUAUCUAUACAGAGUGGCUCGCAACACCAAUGUGUGCUUCCCCUGUGUACUGAGCACCUAUCAGGUCUUUAUUCUCAACCCUGGCAGAGUGGCGUGGAUGAUGCUCAGAGGAAGAGCUCUCAAGAUCAUUGAUCCACUCUGUUGUACUUGCUGGAUGCUCAGUUUCGUAAUGCAUAUCUAUGCUCCUGUAAUGGUCACUGGUCUACAAGACACAGAAAAUGAUACUGACUUCCAAGGGAAGUGGUUCUGUCCAUCCUCAAGUUUCACUGCACAGAUUGUCAUCUUGUGGUCCAUCUCUGAUGCCAUGUUUAUUGGCCUCAUCAUCUGGUCCAGUGGUUCCAUGGUCCUUCUCCUGCACAGACACCACAAGAGAGUGCAGCAUAUUCACACCUCCAAUGAUAACUACGAGCGCCCCCCAGAGAUCAGAGCUGCCCACUCCAUCCUGAUGCUGAUGGUCACUUUUAUCAUCCCUUACAUGCUGAAUUCCAUUUUUACUUUUUGCAUCAAUAACUUUUUAGAUACUCAUCUAUGGUUGAUGCUGAUCUCUCAUAUUUUGGCUUUAUUUUUCCCUACUUCUAGCCCCUUACUGCUGAUCCUUAGGGAUCCUAGAGCUCCUAAUUUCUGCUCUUGA
Molecule: messenger RNA, 909 nt
Organism: Equus caballus (horse)
Lineage: Eukaryota; Metazoa; Chordata; Mammalia; Perissodactyla; Equidae
Gene: EQUCABV1R902
Product: vomeronasal 1 receptor equCabV1R902
Biological process (GO): G protein-coupled receptor signaling pathway
Cellular component (GO): membrane
Molecular function (GO): pheromone receptor activity
Source: RefSeq, marked provisional